This is a messenger RNA of Lycium barbarum (goji berry), 2711 nucleotides long. RefSeq names its product CDP-diacylglycerol--serine O-phosphatidyltransferase 1-like. Bases 1207 to 2487 code for a protein of 426 amino acids. Lineage: Eukaryota; Viridiplantae; Streptophyta; Magnoliopsida; Solanales; Solanaceae. The record is from RefSeq and is a predicted model, not a curated record. Gene Ontology annotation, molecular function: L-serine-phosphatidylethanolamine phosphatidyltransferase activity. The transcript is spliced from 13 exons. Gene Ontology annotation, biological process: phosphatidylserine biosynthetic process.
UUCUUUAAAUUUGUUUGAUUUUGAUUAUACUUUGCUAGUUAUACUCCAGGUUCCAUUUUUGUUACUGGGUAUUGAAAAAGAUUUGUUUUUUUUUUUCAUCUUUAUGUUAAGUUCUGUUUUCUUUGUUAGUUACAUGCAUUGGAAAUGAUCAGUUUUGAUUGGAUUUUGUGUGAUUAGUGGAUUAUAUUAGUAAAGAAUUAGUUGGUUUUUGGUUAAUUUGGCAUCAUGAAUAUGAUUUAUAAUUAGUGAUUUUUUUGCUUUGCUAGUUACAAUCCAAUUUCCAUUUUUGUCUCUGGGUAUUGAAAAAGAUUUGUUUUUUUUUGUAUUUUUUUUUUGUUAAGUUUUUUUUUUUUUUUUGGUUAGUUACAUGCAUUGGAAAUGAUCAAUUGUGGUUGGAAUUGUGUGGUUUAGUGGAUUAUAUUAGUAAAGAAUUAGUUGUUUAGUUGUUUUUUUGGUUAAUUGGCAUGACAAAUAUGAUUUACAACAGUAAUUGUACUAACAGUCAACUCUAAAUUCUUUAAGUAAAGAGGUUACUUUGGUGAGUAAGUUGUAUUGCAUUAGUUUAUUUCUUUGUUAACUUUAGGGACUACUAGAUUUUAAAUUUUGGUCAUUCUUUUAUUUUGCUGGAGAAGGUUUAUACUCAUAGAAGCUGAAUAUAAUUCAAGAAUAAUUUACUAGGAAAUAAUUUUUAUGUUAAUUUUGGAGUUUCUCUUUAAUUCUGUCUGCUUCUAUAUUUUUAAGGUCAAAUUGUGACAUGAAUAGCAAACUAAAACCUUGAAGAACCAAGAGUUAUGUGUUAGUUAUUUACCUUUUCUUUCAGUAAUUUAAUUUUUUUUUAGGUAUGAGAUUUGUUUGGAACCCUUCCUUUACUUAUUUUUUGGAUUCCUAUCUUUACUUGCAAAUUUCCUUUAGAUUGUGUUUGCUUUUAGUUUACUAUUCUCAUGAAAAAGAUUGUGUUUGCUUUUCCUAUACAUCCCAACUUCUUUAUCCUCGUGUUGCCAAAGGAUUUCUACUUACCCUUCUAGGAUAUGCAGUAAUAAUUUAGUUUUCAUAAGUUUGUAGUAUUUCUUGCCGAGGGUCUACCGGAAACAGCCUCUCUACCAAGGUAGGGGUAAGGUCUGCGUACACUCUACCCUCCCCAGACUCCACUUUGUGGGAUUUCACCGGUGAAAAGCUGAAGAGGUUGAAUUCUAGCAGACUAGGCCUAUGGAGCCUAAUGGGCAUAGAAAGGGUAACAAAAGGAAUUCUAUUGCUGUUCAAAAUGGUGAUAUUAGCACAUUGAAUAUUGAUGAUGAGUUGGAUCCAUGGACUGCCUGGGCGAACAAACCUCACACUAUUACUUUGUUACUUAUUGGUGCAUGUUUACUCAUUUGGGCAAGUGGAGUUCUCAGUCCACAAAACACUUCUUCCGGUGAUAUUGUGGCAUCUGUGAAAAGGGGUGUUUGGGCUAUGAUUGCGGUGUAUCUUGCUUACUCUUUGCUGCAAGCCCCCUCGACGGUGCUCAUUAGGCCACAUCCUGCCAUUUGGCGCCUGGUUCAUGGAAUGGCUGUCAUUUAUCUUGUUGCUUUGACGUUUUUGCUUUUUCAGAAGCGGGAUGAUGCUCAGCAAUUUAUGAGAUAUCUGCAUCCUGAUCUCGGUAUUGAACUACCUGAAAGAUCCUAUGGUGCUGAUUGCAGAAUCUACGUAGCUGAAAUUCCCACAAACAGGUUUAAGAAUCUUUAUGACACACUGUUUGAUGAGUUUGUUUUGGCUCAUAUCAUAGGGUGGUGGGGAAAGGCCAUCAUGAUUCGUAAUCAGCCUCUUUUGUGGGUUUUAUCCAUUGGAUUCGAGUUGAUGGAGCUUACCUUCCGCCACAUGUUACCAAACUUCAACGAGUGUUGGUGGGACAGCAUUAUUCUUGACAUAUUGAUCUGCAAUUGGUUCGGUAUAUGGGCUGGAAUGCGCACUGUUCGGUAUUUUGACGGAAAAACAUACGAGUGGGUUGGUAUAAGCAGGCAACCAAAUAUCAUGGGCAAGGUCAAGCGAACACUUGGACAAUUUACUCCAGCACAUUGGGAUAAAGAUGAAUGGCAUCCCCUUCUAGGUCCAUGGCGGUUUAUUCAAGUCCUCAGUCUCUGUGUUGUAUUCUUGACUGUGGAGUUAAAUACAUUCUUCUUAAAGUUCUCUCUUUGGAUUCCUCCAAGAAAUCCUCUUAUAGUGUAUAGGUUGGUUUUCUGGUGGUUAAUUGCGUUACCAACAAUCCGCGAGUACAAUUCUUACCUACAGGAUAGAAAACCGGUGAAAAAGGUGGGAGCAUUUUGUUGGCUUUCACUGGCGAUCUGCAUUGUUGAGCUCCUAAUCUGCAUCAAGUUUGGACAUGGAUUAUUUCCGAACCCAAUGCCGAAAUGGGUGGUUAUUUUAUGGUCAUGUAUCGGCACUGGCCUUAUGACAUCCUUGGCUGCAUGGUCGUGGCAUUUACAUAGAACGAUGAGGAGAAAACGCGUUUGAGUUAGCCUUUGCAGUUCCUGGCCCGGUCAUUCUUUAUUCCUUUGCUUUCUUUUGGGUAGAGUCAACCAUGUUGUAAAUACCCAUUACCUUGUAACUGUAUAUGCUUUGCUUUGCUUUUUUAGGUUAGAUAUAUGUGAAACUUACACAAAUAACUAUCUUUUAAUAGCUUCUAACUAGUUAUAGCUACAAGUUGAAGAUUUACAAUUCGUAGCUGCUUUUGAUUA